Molecule: messenger RNA, 534 nt
Organism: Conger conger (European conger)
Lineage: Eukaryota; Metazoa; Chordata; Actinopteri; Anguilliformes; Congridae
Gene: rpl22l1
Product: ribosomal protein L22-like 1
Exons: 4
Coding region: 46-426 (126 amino acids)
Biological process (GO): cytoplasmic translation
Cellular component (GO): ribosome
Molecular function (GO): structural constituent of ribosome; RNA binding
Source: RefSeq, a predicted model, not a curated record
GACUUGCGCAGAAGAACCGACUUCCUCUUUCACCACAAGCUGAACAUGGCGCCAAAAAGGCAAACCAUUGUAAAGAAGGACAAAAGGAAGGCUUCUUUGAAGUUCACUCUUGACCUUACUCACCCUGUUGAGGAUGGAAUCCUGGACUCUGGGAACUUUGAGACCUUUCUGAAGGAGAAGGUAAAGGUCAAUGGAAAAACAGGGAAUCUGGGCAACACUGUCCAGAUUGCUCGCUUGAAGAACAAGAUCACAGUCACUUCAGAAAAGCAGUUCUCCAAGAGGUACCUGAAGUACCUCACGAAGAAGUAUCUGAAGAAGAAUAACUUGCGGGACUGGUUGAGAGUGGUGGCCUCAGACAAGGAGAGCUAUGAGCUGCGCUACUUCCAGAUCAGCCAGGAAGAUGAGGAAUCGGAGACUGACGAGUAAACGUCCAGCGCUGUGGAGGACUCCUGGGUGUUUGCAAAAUGACAGCAGUAUCCAGCUGCAAUGCCUGGAUGGGUAGUGGAAGUACAAAUAAAUGCAUUUUGUAAACCA